This is a messenger RNA of Heterocephalus glaber (naked mole-rat), 4907 nucleotides long. The record is from RefSeq and is a predicted model, not a curated record. Lineage: Eukaryota; Metazoa; Chordata; Mammalia; Rodentia; Bathyergidae.
AGAAGGGCGCACAGCACAGAGCCGCAGAGAGCUGGGGGCGCAGUCCCGACUCCCUCCACGCGCGCCGCCCGUGCCCACGCCCAGACCGGCCACGGGAGGUGAGGAACCCGCUAACGCCCUUCAGAGUACGGACCCAAGGAACCUCACAACUCACCAGCCCCGCGCCGCAAAAUCCGAGUCCCUCCAGUCAGCAGAAGCGCAGGCUUCGCGGAGCCUCCUGGUGACUUCGCGCGAGACUUCAGCUAUAGCGAGAGAAGACUAUUGCGCCUGCGCAGACCCACCGCGCUUCCGGCGCCUGCCAAUUCAAACCAGUGGCGGGGUGGUGGGAAGUUGGAGUGUUGCUGCUGUUUCCGUCGCCUUCAUCCAUGGACCUGAUCCAGGCGUUCUGCGGGAAGCUGCGGUUCCUGGCCAGCACGCUAGACUGCGAGACGGCCCGGUUGCAGCAAGUGCUGGACGGAGAGGACAGCGGUUGGUGAUGUACAGAAAUGUGACUAUAUUCUCACUGAAGACAUGUUCUAGAAAGUUAAACAAGAGCAUAACAGUUGCAAACUAGACACAACCCAAAGUUCAUCAACAAUAAAACAGAUUUGAUCUGCAGUGGAAUACUAUACAGCAAAGAGCAUGGAAUUUGAAGAUGAUCCAAUGAGGAUUUUACAUGACCUUCAUUCAGAAGUCUGGGCUCUGAAGGAUGAUGUUAAUAUUCUUCUUGAUAAAGCAAGAUUGGAAAGUCAAGAAAGCAUUGGUUUUAUUAAGGCAACAAAACUACUGAUGAAAAAAAAUGCAACGGAUAUCAUAAAAAUAAGAGAGUUUUUCCAGAAGUAUGGAUAUAAUCCACGUGUCAAGGAAAAUUCAGUCUCCGAACAGGAAAUCACUGAUUUCACCCCAAAGAUGGCCAGCUGUGAUCAUGUUCAAAGUCCUCGUGCGAAGGACAGCCUGUCUGAUCCAUCUGCCCCAGGUGGUUCAGUUUCUGAGGAGCCUCUGCGUAGUCCACAGCUUGCAGAUUUUGGACUGGAGCGGUAUAUGAUACCUCAGCUUCUACCAAACCCUCCACAAGCUGUAAGCAGCCACAAGGACGAGCCCAUAAUUGGAACUCCAUCUACCAGACAGUCAGUAGUUAAAAUACUAAAAACUCCAAAAUGUGCUCUAAAGAUGGAUGAUUUUGAGUGUGUAACUCCUAAAUUAGAGCAUUUUGGUAUCUCUGAAUAUACUAUGUGUCUAAAUGAAGAUUAUACAAUAGGACUGAAAAAUAUGAAGACUAUCAAAAGUGAGGUGGCUGUAGAAACAGAACCCAUGAUCAGUGAUGAUGGCUUUGCCACUCCUGGCCCCAUAAUGCAGCAGUUGGAAAAAAGAGAUACCAAGUAUACAGAUUCCCCUUUGACACCUACAUUCUGCACUCCUGGUUUGAAAGUUCCUUCUACAAAGAACUGUACAGCUUUGGUACCCACAAACUAUGCAUUAUCAGAAACACACAGUUCAUCAAAUGAUUUUGAAGUUAAAGAUUGUACUUCAUUAGUUUUAAGUUCAUAUCAGUGCUUGGAGAAUUUUGCAGACCCCUCCUCUCCUACAGUUUCGUCUUAUGAGAAUCUGCUCAGAACACCCACACCUCCAGAGGUAACUGCUAUUCCAGAAGAUGUUCUCCAGAUUUUGUCAAAAUACAAACCGAGCUACUCCAGUAGCAGUGAAAGCAGUGCCUCCCAGAAAAGGGCUCCUCAAAACUGAAGGAUGGAACAUGCCAGAGGUUGGCAACAAAGAAAACUGACAAAAAAAUUCUACUGGAUCCAUCCAUUAUAGAAACUGAACAGACUAAGAACGAAGCAAAGCUGGAUUUGUUAUUUACAUGCCUUUCCCAUUACAGGGGAAUAAGGAUCAGAAAGGUUUAUUAUAGAUGGUGGCAAUAAAGAUUUAGGUAUUGGUUUGUCUGCAAAGGGUUCUCCAGUUGUUUUAAGACAUAUUUUUUUUUUUGGUAUCAGGGAUCAAACUCAGGACCUUGCACUUUCGAAGCAGGUGUGGUGGCACUGAGCUGUAUCUCCGGCCCUUCCAGUUGUUUUAUGAUAGCUUUGGCCCCUCAAAAUUAGUUUGUCUAAAAUGUAUCUUUCCCUUACACCCUCUAGCUUGUUGCUUAGACCAGUGAUAGUUGCUUAAACCAGUUAACUCCUAACUUCUCGUGUUGCGAUCUUUUAAGACUCUGGAGAUUUGACGCCCCCACCCACUGCAGCAUGUGCCCUGGCCAUACAACCUGUCCAUUUCUCUCAUUCUUCCUGCCUCAGGGCCUUGCACCUACUGGCUGCUCUCUACCUAGAGAUCCCCCACCCCACCCCCAAAUCUGGUUCACCGACUUUCUCUCCCUGUGUAAGUCCAGUGCACUAUCCAUUGUGCCACAGAGCCACCUCUCCUGAAAGAGUAACAGCUGCCCGUUUUCUGCUCUCUACUACUACACUUAAGAACAUACGGCCCAGCUUUGCCUCAACCAAGUGGCUCCACAACUGACCUUGCCAGAAACUGACUGUGCCCCAAGGAAGCAGGUAUGAGCCAGUGCUGGGGCUUCAGUGUGCUACUGUCUGGGGUGCACAAGGAGCCCACACACAGGCACCCUAGCAUCCUUGAGGUAGGAUGGCAUCAGGCAGCUGUACUCCUGGAUUUCUCAGGUGAAUGAUCUAUUAACUUGGGGUUAUCCAGCUGGAGUUCUCUUGUUAUUUCAGACUUAAGUCCUGGAUGAAUGUUUCAGGGCUCUGGUUAAAUGUAAUUUUACCAAAGACUUCACCAGUGUAACAUCCCUCACACUACUUGGCACCUAUAGUAAGGUAUUUGUUGGGGCAUAUUUUUAUGUUCUUCCCCCAGUUGACAUGCUCAGAGGCAAAGACAGAGGGCAAAAGACUUGCUUGCUACGUUCAUUAUCCUGGUAUCUAGCAUAUGUAAAGAAUCAGUGAGAACGUCAGUUACUGAGAUUUUACUCUGCCAGGAAUGGUUCUAAAUGUAAUUUAGUUAAUUCUUGGAUCUAAGGUAAGCACUUUUUUUUUUCAGAUGAGGAGUCUUAGCCUUUGAUUACUGACUUUUCCUUCCUGUCAGAAAAAAAAAGCCCUGAGUUGUCAUUUCCUCUUCUGUUCAUCCUGUAUCCUUUAUUUGAUCAUAAGUCCCACUUCUUUAGGACUUAGACAAAUACCUUUGUCAUCUCCAAAAAACUUGUAUUACCGCAUCGCACUGCCUUCAGUAGCCAUUUUUUUCUUCUUUGUGAUACUCCUGGGUCACCUUUUACCUAAGCAUUUGUACCUUGCUAGAUUCUUGAGACUUACUGAUCUUUGUACUGGCAGGCCCACAAUACCUGAGAUAGAAGACAGGCUACUGAAAGUGCCAAGAGAAGCUCAUCAGAAAUGGGGGAGUACUGCAGAUUUUCUGCCAGCUUCCACUAGCUCUAGAAUUUAGAUUUUGAAAACCCCUUGGGAGGUUCACUUUCUUUUAUGAUAGUGAGUUGAAUCCAGAGCAUGUGCACUGAGCCAUACCCUGGGCCUAUUUUAAGACAGGGUCUUGAUAACUUGCUCAGGCAGGACUUGAACUUUGGAUCCUCGACUGAGGCCUCCCAGGUAGUGGAAUUAUACCUGGCUAAAUGGCUUUACUUUUAUUAAAUUCUAUGAAUUUUUCUUCAAACUUGGUUGUAACUGGGCUGGCAUGCUAGCCUAGGUAGAGUUGGAAAUUCUGAACAGCAGAAAUGCCUUGUUCCUCCUUCACUUCAAAAGACCUAACACUGCUCACUGUCUCAUUGACUUUUCCUAAGUUUUGAGUUAUGGAUGUUGCGAACACUAUUUUGCAAUAAAUUCUGUAUGAUGUUCCUAGGCAAGGACUUUUGGAAUUUUUAACCGGGAAAGAAAAUAUCCCUGACUGUCUUCAUAUACUAGUAUAGACUAUUCAUGACAAGUGCUACCAGAAUAAACAUGCUUCCUUCAAACUUGUUUAAUUACAGACCCCCGGAAAUUACAGCUACUGGUAAAAGAGACCUGUGUCUAAGCAAAAGACAAAUCAGAUCCCUCAACUGGGUGCUGUUAUCACACUCAAAUUGGAAACUGACCAUAUAUGGAUGUUUGUAGUUGGUACAGCAGGUCCACUUACUACCCUAGAUGACUAUCUUGGCAGACACUUGUUAGCUGUAGGGUAUAACUUCACUGACUGACAGCAGUGUCAGUGAAGUGUGGGUGGAUAUCAGACUGCAAUGAAUCGAAGAUGAAAGGACCAUAUGCCCCACUUUUUGGGGGCAGUGCUGUGGAUUGAACCCAGAGCUUUUGCACUGAGCUACAUCCCUAGUCUUUUUUGAACCCAGGAUCUCACUAAGUUGCUCAGCCUGGGCUCAAAUCUGUAAUCCUCCUGUCUCAGCUUGCCAGAAUGGAAUGAUAGGGGUGCACUACCCCAGCCAGCUUGAUAUGCCUCACUUCUGAGCUGUUAAAAGUUGGGCUCUGAUCUGACUGGAAACCAGUCAUAGCAUCUCAGUUGUGAGGCUAAGUAAGAUGACGCAUGGUAAAUUUAGCAGUUAAAUCACUUAAAUUAAUGGUGAGCCCAGUCUGAGCACUGUCUUUUCAGUUUCACAAAAAACCAAGUUUGGAAUAUGUGUUUGAAUGCAAAGAGGUAGGCCAAGUUCAGUUUUUUAUGGAAGAGUAACAGUUUGAACCUUAGAGAAUUUUAAACCUGGCUUAACAGUUUAAUAGCUUUCUACCCCACUCACACAUGUGUGCAAAACAUAUACAACUGAUACAUGAAAUAUUACCUGUGUCAGUGAUUAGAGUCUGGGCACACAUAACAGUUCCAGUUUUGCUGGGGGGAAGCUGAGAAGACCGAGGCAGUGUCAUAUGCUGUAAUUCAGUUUCAAUGCCCACAGUGAGGCAGCCGGGCAGAUAUGAAAGCACUAAGGAACAUGCUGUUGU